Messenger RNA from Cinara cedri, 6203 nucleotides. Lineage: Eukaryota; Metazoa; Arthropoda; Insecta; Hemiptera; Aphididae. The record is from the annotation of a GenBank genome assembly.
UUUCCAACAAUGUGCGUUUUCAAGACAUGAUCGCCUCAUAAUGUACUAAUUAUAUAUCAUUGUGCAUUUUUGAAAUUCUACAAGAAAUAGCUCCUGUAUAAAGGUAUAUGAAGUUGGAGCUUGAAGAAGAGCAGGUUUUCCCAGUCAAAAAAAAACAAUUUAUUUUAAAAGCUUCGCAUAUUAUACAGUAAAACCAAAUAAAUACCUAUUAAUUAUAUUUGAUUUGUUUUAAUAAAUAUUAAAAAUAUUUGCAUUCUAAUAAAAUUAUACUGUAAUAAUUCUGUUAUCGUAUAGGUACACUGUACAAUUUUUACGAACCACUGAAUAUUUCACGUGAUAAUUACAACGUUCAUUUGGUUGUGUCCUACUGUAAAAAGAAUACUACGCGAUACACUGCACGCAUUAUUAUUAAUUCGUGUUUGUGCCGUCGUUACAAAGAGACAAAAACCAAUUUUAAAUAUUAGUCGUUAAAAACGCUGGUCGAUAGACUCAUCGCAAAUCGAACCAGUUUUGAUCUCUGCAGUGCUUGUGGAUGUCGGUUAGUGGUUAACUAGUAGUUUGUUCGUAAUAAUGUAAGUACAAUAUAAUUUAUUAUUUGUGGCGAAAAAACACGUUUAGAAAUUAUAAAAACACACGCCAUUAUAAUAAUAAACACCGUAGACUGCAACAUAUAACACCGCACGUGCACUAAAUAAACAUACGAUAUUGUUUAGUUGACGAAUUAUAAACACAUAACAUUUGGUAAAGCUGAUAUAUUUGGGAGCAUGUUUACCUCGUCGAAAAGCUGCAGGGUUACAGAUGAUAUAUUAUGUUUUGUUAAAAAAUAAAAUAUAUAACGACAAAAGUUUGCUAACAAAUAUUUAGGCGAAAAAAAUAUUAUAAUAUAUUCUAGUUUGGUCAUUUUUUUCACAUUUAUAAUUCUUUUUAUGUGAUUUAAAAACAAUUUAAUCGAGCGUGUUCCGCUUAUAUAUUACUUAUAUAUAUACCACUAUAUAUAACUUACAUAUUUUUUAUUACAGUUAUUAAAUAUUACAAAUUCGAAAGGUGUAAUAUAUACCGUAAUCAUAUUGCUUAUACGCAUUUGUCGAUAUAUGUGAUUAUUAUUUCUCUGGUUCUAUACAAGUAUGUUCAACGGUAAAAAAAAGAGCAAAUCCCAUUGAAUAACGCACAUCGUCAACAAUUUAAAAAAGAACUAUUAUUAGUACCAGCUACUAUCUAUUAAUAAUAAAAUGGUAGUAUUUAAAAUUUGCUUCAUGAUUUUGAAAUGCGUAAUAAUAAUGUUCUGUAGGAUUUUUCAUUUAAUAAUGGGUGUCGGUAAACGCGAAUUUUCAAAAUAUAUUGAACAUAUUUAAAAAUCGAAUUUCAAUCAUGUAUAAAACUUAAUCACAUGAAGUAUUAUUGUACUAAUAAGCUUAACAUUAUACUAUUCAAGACGUCAUUUCCUGCUUGAAAACAUUUUGUACUUUCGGUAAUAUAUAUAUAGCUAAUACGGGGUCCCUGACCUUUCUUUUUGUUAUCCCACGCAAACAGCGCCAAACCGGUAUUCAAGGUAGACUGUAAUAAGUACGUAAGUACACACACGACUCGUACGUAUUCCUAACAUUUUUUUUUUUUUUUUCAUUUUUUAUACGUGUAUAUAAUAAUAUUAUAUAGCAAACAUUCGCGUAAAAAUCGCGGGUCACCACCACAACGAUUCAGUAGGUACUCCUCUACUCCUCUUCCCCUCGAACCCCUUCCUACCAUCACGCCCCCCCCUCAUCGAAUGGUCAACACAAACGUUUUGAUAAAACAUAAAACAUAGGUGGUAUAGCCGCUGUCCGCAGUGCAGGUAUAACAACAAACAUCCAGUAUUUCAAUGCCUUGAUUUUACUGUAAACUAUUAUUAGCGGAAAGAAAAACUAACCGGACCGAACACGUUGUGUAGGUACGCUAUACUAUUAUAAUACACCAUCAGUUAGCGAACACAACACGAACAGAGUAUACCUACGCGUCGCACGAUGACCAGGUGAGUGGUACAUACUUGUAUUUUAUUAUAGUGAAUUAAUUUUUACUGGGCCGCAAUAAUUAUAAUAUACACAAUUUUUUUUAUUAUAUAUAAUAUUAUGCUUUAACUAUAUAAUAUAAUAAUAACGUAGUUCGAUUAAAAUAUUAUUAUUAUCCUUUAUACACUUUCGUCGCGACUACGUUAAUAACCGAUGAGUUUUUUUUUUUUUUUUCAUCGCUUCGGUUAUUUCUCUAUCUUCAAUAUAACUGCAGAAGAACAGUGUUGUUGUACACCGUACUUUUAAUUUAAUAUUAAUACAUCGCGUAAGUAUACUUAUCUGUGUUGCGGUAAUGUUCUCUGACAACAAAAAAUAUAUUUUCUUAAAUAUCAUCGAAAAUAGAAAUCGUUAUUGGAAAGUAACAGUUUUUUUUUUUUCGAUGAACGGUUCACCACCACCGUGGUUCGGUCAUGGCAAAAUUUAAUAUAAUAUUAUAUGACAUCAACUACUAUAUUAUGGUAGGCGGAUAAACAAUAAUAUUAUACCGCGAUAACAUUGUAUAUUGUACACGAUAUCACUCUCGGAAAAAAAUAGUUCCAUUAGACAUAUUCUUUAGUCGGGCAUUUUCAAAUUCCGCGAUAGGCAUGUCGGCUUACGCGUACCUUUUUUUUAAUACUAUAUAAAUUGUUUUAACACCGCGUAUACAUAAUUUAGCUUUAAAAUUCGAUGUAAAAAUGUAUAUGUUCAGCGUAUUAUUUUGCUAGUGAUUCGUGCGAGUCAUUCUAUUAUGGUGAAUGCCUAAAUCUACCUAACCCAUUUGAUUUUUAAUUUUAUUCGUCAAAAUAUUUACAAAGAUUUUUACCAUAAAAAUGACUUUUCGGUAUCGAUCAGUAAUAAUGGCAAUCGGUUUAUAGAUUAUAAUUGCACAGGACAUUGUUAAAUCUUGCGCAUCCUGUAUAUAUCGUGUAAUAAUAAUAUAGUGUGAAUAACAAUAUAUAUAUAUAUAUAUAUAUAUAUAUAUAAUUUUAUAUAGUUCCGCGGUAAAUGACGGACUGUUGUUUACGUUAUACGUUUACAUUAUAAUGUUAUUACGAGGAGUAUGACACGAGAUUAAACUCUUAAAUAAUAAUAAUCCGGGCGUUAAGACGCGCGAGCGAUAUUUUGUAUCAUACAAUAAUAAUAAUACAAUGAUAAUCCUCGAAUCGAUAAUACUGUUAUUAUUUUUUUUUCCGCACACCAGGACGUUAAACUGCACUUACAUCAACAGACCAAUAGGUCCGCUGGCCGAUGACGUAGCGAACGCGAGACGCCUGCUGGGCAUGACCGACGAGUCGAUACGCCGGGAUGUCCGCGAGCUUAGACAGUGGCUCAACGAUGAGCCCGAUUUGCCUAACACGUUUGAAGGAGGUGAGAGAAUAAAAGGCCGCCGCACGACCUCUAGCGAUACAAUAUCAUAAUAAUUAAAUCAGCCAAGGGCGUUUUGCCGAGUAAUUAGAUGUACAUUACCACGGUCGUUGUUCCAAAGUUGUAUAAUAUUAUAUUUGUGAUCGUAUCAGAUUUACUUCUACCCGGCGAAUAUUAUUUAUAAUUGCUUAUUAUUACUCGAAAAUAAUAAUAACUAAUUAGUAAUUAUCAAUUAUUUAAUUAUUUUUAAAAACCAACGGUAUCCUUCAUUAUGAUUAUUUAUAUGUAUAAUACGAGUACGCGUUUUAUUAAACAAAUAUAUACAAAUUAGUUAUUAUGACACAAUAUAUUUAUCUAAAUUCAUUAAUAUAUUUUUUUUACCCAUAUUUUUAUGCAAAAAAUAUUAUCAAAUAUUAUCACGCAAUUUAAUUUUCAUUUUUAAUACGGAUCGGUUUUUAUUGCGUGACACUAACUUGUAUAAAUAUACAGGUUAUCUGAUUAUACAUAAUAUAUAUUUUUUUUUUCAAGUGGACACGGAUUGGUGGUUGGAGAAUUACUUGACAAUAAACAAGAACCAAGUGGACAGAGCCAAAGCAAAUUUGCGCGUGUACUUUCAAUUGAGAAACCUCAUACCGGAAGUGAUGGGCAACCGAAAUCCGGAAACUGACAGAUAUAUGAUUCAAACAUACAACUCGGUGUAAAUUUUUGAACUAUUCUAAUCAUUACAAUAUGAUAUUUUCCCGUAGGAAAUUCUCUAGCAAAAUACUAAAAUAUUUUCAUUUUCGAUUUUUUUUUUUACAGGCUUAUAAGUUUAGUUCCUACCAUAAUGGACAAAAGCCGAAAACUGGUAAUAUUUAAGCACCGUGCGGACGUACCGGCUUCGAAUUACCACCCCGUGGCUGUAGUUAAACAAUCGAUAUGCAUAGGCGAAAUUUUAUUCGCCGAAGGCUUUGAUCAUACGUCAUGCGUGAUCGUGUUCGACUUGGGAACGUUUCGAUUGAAUCAUUUGGUCAGAUAUCCCAUAGGACUGUUACGCCGAUUUUUUUUUUACGUCUGGGUUAGUUUUCGCGGGUCUAGAAACAAUGGAAAUUUGUCACAUUUAUUUUUUUUUAUUUUUGUACAUUGGUCUAACUAUAUACGAUUCAGUAAAACAAACGAAUUUUUCUUAACAAAUUUUCCAAAAAGAUCAUAUUUUUUCAAUUGUUUGACUUUGAACUCAUAAAAUCGUAUCGAUUGUUAAAAACGAAUUUCAAAUAUUUUGUUUUUUUCGUGUGCUAACUAAGAGGGGCCUAGUUAGGGUACACAAAUUAUUGUUAUCGCUUUAUCGGUCAGCAUUCAGGGUAUGAUGAGACGGAUUAUACUUCAGCAAAGCCGCUGCUGUUAUCAGUUUAUCAUAUAAAAUAAAUUCUAAAAAUCGUGUGAAUUAAUCGACUUUAUCGAAAUAAUAAAUUAAUUCAAGUAUCUGUGAAAAAAAAAAAAUAACUACUAUUUGAAUUGCUUUUAAUCAUUUUGAGUUAAAUUUCACAACUAAAAAAAUUGAACGCAGUUUUAUUAUUUUUACCUGCAGGACAAAUCCAUUCCCAAAUUAUGUUCAUUGUUUACCCCUGAUAUUUCACAAUACAUUUAUAAUGCUUUAUAAUAACAUUAUAUGAAUUUUACCAAUGUAUAAUACGUUACUUACCUAUAAUAUUAAAAAGGAAUAACAAAAGUUGGGAUGUUCUAUUUUUUUUACAGAAAGCUUAUCCAGAACGUGUGGCCCAAAUACACAUAAUAAAUCCACCGAAUAUUUUGAGCGCAGUAAUGGCGUUAUUCAAACCGUUUCUAAAGUCAAAGAUCCGAAAGAGGGUAAAUAAUAAAUAUUAUUAUGAGUACAUUCAUCCAUAGCAACAACGUCUGCGAUAAUUAUUACGACUAAAAAUGUUAUUUUAUUAUAAAAUAUUGAACUUUUACUGUAGAUAAUUGUACAUCAAAAUUUCGAAAGUCUUUUGGAACACGUUCCGUUGAAAUAUUUGCCUAAAGAUUACGGAGGGGAAUCGCUGUCGUUGAUCGAGCUUCACGGUGAGAUAUAUUUUUUUAUUAUUAUUAUUACAGUAUAAUAACUAUUUAUGUACCUAUAUAUCAAUAAUAAUUACUAAAGUUAAACAUAAUAUAUUGCAGAACAAUGGCGUCAAAAAGUCAUCGAUUAUCAACCGUAUUUAAACAUUUGCCUGGACAGACAGAGAAACGUAGGACAGAAUAAAAACACAUCGGACUCAUCGGGAAGUAAUAAUUAAUAAGUGUCAUAAAAAACUGAACGACAUUGCCCGACUAACGUCAUAUUACUAUAAAUAUUAUUAUUAUUUAAAUAUAUAUGUAUAUACUUAUACAAGUUUUUUUUUUUCGUAAAAUAUAUAUACUUUUUUUUUUUAUUGGUACAAGAUAUUAUAAUAUAAAAGUAUACAUUUGAAUUUCAAAAUAUACUUAGAAAUUAAAACAAUAUAUUGUGCAUAUUAUAAAAUUAUAAUAAAGCCGCGGUUUAAAAGUAUUUAAUUAAAAAAAGAAAUUGCAUUUCAAUAUUGUAUUAUACAUUUUAUGUGUACAUUUUUUUUUUAAUAAAUAAUAUGGCAAACAGGAAAUUACCACUGAGAAAUAUCAUAGGAUACACAUUAUUAAUAUCUUAAAUUGGUCGACCGAUAAUUAAAAAAUGAUAUAUACACGUGAAAAAUAAUAUGUUAAGCAAUCUUAUAUUAUUGUAUGGCGUAUAGCUAAACAACAUAAUUUAAAGUUAAAGUCAACUGUAAGUACCUACUGAUUAUUUAAGUACCUACCUAAACAAAC